This is a messenger RNA of Terrapene triunguis (Three-toed box turtle), 1235 nucleotides long. RefSeq names its product sorting nexin 22 (gene SNX22). The transcript is spliced from 6 exons. The record is from RefSeq and is a predicted model, not a curated record. The coding region runs from base 36 to 599 and encodes 187 amino acids. NCBI's taxonomy places the organism in Eukaryota, Metazoa, Chordata, Testudines, Emydidae. Gene Ontology annotation, molecular function: phosphatidylinositol phosphate binding.
AAUGGAGCGGCCUCCCCAGCCCGGCCGGCGGCGCGAUGAUCGCGGUGUCCAUCCCCGCGGUGGGGCCGGGGGCCGGGGCCGAGCCCGAGCCGAGCCCGGAGAAGACGCACACGGUGUUUACAGUGGAGGUGCUGUGCAAUGGCCGUAAACAUACCAUUGAGAAGCGCUACAGCGAGUUCCAUGCCCUGCAUAAAAGGAUAAAGAAGAUGUGCAAGGUCCCAGAUUUCCCCCCCAAGCGAGUCCCCAACUGGAUGUCGAAGGUGCAGGAGCAGCGGCGGCAGGGCCUGGAGGUUUACAUUCAGGGCAUCCUGUACUACAACAAGGAGCUGCCUAAGGAACUGCUGGACUUCCUGAAGCUCAGGCACUUUCAGCAGGAUGCCAAGGCCAGCAGCCUGGACCACAGCUUCCUGCUCUCCCACCGGCCGGUUAUGAUCUUCCACAAAGACCCAUAUGUGCUUCCCUCACCUACAGAGCUGCUGCCAGACAUAGUUCUGAGUGGUGUGUUGCGAGGCUUCUACAGACCAGCAAGCUCCUGCUGGGGGAAGGCAGCCCCAAAGUGCUUGGCAGAGCCCCAAGUGCUUAGCCAGCAGGGCUCAUGAGGGUAUCCACCACACAGCCAUUGCUCAGGCUUCACCAGUACCACUACUGGAGUGGGAGCACUGCUCGGUUGUCCUAUCUAGGGAUUGCUCCCGUAUCUCAGUGGCUGUGCCUUCCUUUCCCCUGGGACUUGUUCCUGCCUUCCCACGCAUGGGGUGGACAAAAGGGGGAGAUGCUGCUGAGCCUGGGGGCUGGUGCCUAACACACACGGAGAUUGGGCUGGAAGCUCCUGAGGGUCUGUUCUCAGUGAACACUUGUAACGAAUGGGGCAGCUGUCAGGCCAGACCCUAACUGCUCCAGCAGUGCUGUCUCUGGCCAUAGCAAGUGGAAGUGCUGCCGCCUGCACUAUGGCUGGGGUGGCCAGGCUCCUUGCCAGUGCUUAUGGCUACCCAUAGCUGUAGCUGUGGCUGCAGCUCCUGCCCCUGCCAGGCUAGAUAGAGCCUAUGGGGGUGGGGGGAGAGAAGGAGAUGGUGUCCCAGACCCAUGCAGAGCCCCAGGAUUGGCCUCCUGCAGGCUAAAGGGAGCUGUACAGAUGUAUAUAGGCAAUAAAUCACUCAGGUCUGGUUUGAAGAUGGCUGCUGCACUGUGUUUAUCUGGGACUAGAACCUAGGGCCCAUAAACUGUGUGUGACACAUGCC